Drosophila takahashii is the source of this 2103-nucleotide messenger RNA. RefSeq names its product Sperm-Leucylaminopeptidase 1 (gene S-Lap1). The record is from RefSeq and is a predicted model, not a curated record. Gene Ontology annotation, molecular function: metalloaminopeptidase activity; manganese ion binding. Gene Ontology annotation, cellular component: cytoplasm. Gene Ontology annotation, biological process: proteolysis. NCBI's taxonomy places the organism in Eukaryota, Metazoa, Arthropoda, Insecta, Diptera, Drosophilidae.
UAUCCGUUAACCUCUCGUAGAGUAAACAACUCAGUAAAAAAUUUAACGUAAAAAAAUUGUCUGUACUUGCAGUAGAUUUCUUUUAGAUUUCCUUUUAAUUUCCAAUUUAUUGGAAACCAAAUUUUACCGGCGAUAAAUUCCAAGUUAUUUGCUUUUUUUCGGAACAACAUUUUUUUGAAGGGGUACUUUCGUGUAAAGUAGUACUGGGGCCAUGUUCGGUAAAUCGCGUCAGUUGCUCUUCCGGGUCUGCAGUCGGUCCGCCGUGUGCCGCCAAUAUGCUCCGAAGUUCCUGAAGCGAUCCUACGCCUCGCAGGCCAUCAACCAGAUGCUGUUGCUCCAGCAGAUGGACAUCUGUGCCGAUCAGCCGUCGCGAGCCCUGGUCAUCGGCGUCUAUGCGGAUGAGGAGGACAAGAACGACGCGGGCAUCCUGACGCCCGCCGGCUGGCGGUACAAUCUCCAGAAGACCAAUGGUCGCCUGAUCGAGGUGCUCCGGAUGUCGGGACCCAUGCCCAGGAGGGGCGAGGCCCGUCUGCUCUUCGCCGUGGAGCCGGAGCGCAUUCCCUACUAUUCCGUGGUGGCCGUCGUCGGUCUGGGCAAGGAGUGCCUGGGCUACAAUCCCUACGAGGUCCUGGACGAGCAGAAGGAGGCCAUUCGACGAUCGGUGGCCGCUGCCUGCAGGAUUCUCGCCGAACUGGACACAGAUCGAAUUGAGGUGGAGAACUGCGGACACGCGGAGUCUGCGGCCGAAGGAGCUGCCCUGGGCAUCUGGCUGUACCAGGAACUGCGCGAUCCCAAGACCCGAAUCUUCGUCCCGGCCAUCGAUUUGUAUGCCACCAAGGACGAGGUCUGCGACAUUGAAGGAUGGCGCAUUGGGCUGCAAAAGGCUGCCGCGCAGAACCUGACCCGCCAGCUGCAGGAGAUGCCCUCCAAUCUUUUGACACCCACUGCCUUUGCCCAGAAUGUCGUCGAGGUGCUCUGUAAAUCGGGUGUCAACGUUGAGGUCAAGGUCGAGGGUUGGGCGGAGAGCCAGUCGAUGCACGCCUUCCUGGCGGUGGGCAAGGCCUCCUGCGAGCCACCCAUCUUCCUGGAGCUGAGCUACUAUGGAACCUGUGCCGAGGAGCGACCCAUUGUCCUGGUUGGCCAGGGAAUCACCUACGACGCCGGCGGUCUGUGCCUGAAGAAAAAGCACGAGCUCUUCCACAUGCGCGGCGACAUGACCGGAGCAGCGGUGGUGGUGGCCACCUGUCGGGCGGUGGCUGGUCUGAGGUUGCCUGUCAACAUCCGCGGCCUGAUCCCUCUGUGCGAGAACGUAGUUGGCUGCAACUCCUUCCGACCCGGCGACAUGGUCAAGUCUAUGAACGGCAAAACCAUCGAGGUUCAGUGCACGGAUCACGAGGAUGUCCUUGUGCUGGCCGAUGCCCUGCUGUAUGCCCAGAACUUCUGUCCCAAGUGCAUCAUAGACAUCGGCACCUGCUCGGGAUAUAUGCGGCAGUCCCUGGACGAGGCAGCCUGCGGUGUGUUCACCAACUCGGAGAUCCUGUGGCAGCAGAUCAAGCACGCCAGUAUGCACACCGGGGAUCGCGUUUGGCGCUUCCCCCUGUGGAACUUCUACAGCAAGGCGGUGCGUGCUGGAGGACGCAGUGAUGUCCAGAACUACGGCAUCGGUCGUGGUGGACGUCCUUGCAAGGCAGCCGCCUUCCUCCGUGAAUUCGUGCCCUGCGGACAGUGGAUGCACAUUGACGCCACCAAUGUAAUGGUCACCAACGGCAUCGACUUCGAGUAUUUGCGUCGUGGAAUGGCUGGCCGACCCACCCGAACCCUCAUCGAAUUUAUUGCCCAGACAAUCUGCAAGGACACUGCUCCCAAGAUGGGAAAAUAGGUAUUGCGUUCCGAUGGAGGAGCAACUGACGAGAAGAUGACUAAAUCCCAACGGCAGUAGAAGCGCUACCACCAUGUCCACUUUUUGGUGAAUUUAUUUAAAGUCUGUCCAGGAUGGAUGUCAUUAUUCAGUUUGUCCCUUGCUAACGAGAUUGUUCCCAGGCCAAAAAAUUGUUUUUUCGUUAAAAGUUACAUUAUUUAAUAAAAUUUCUCUUUCGAAUUGAA